AUGUACUAUUCAGACGAGCUCGAUUUGCCAAAGACAGAUUCGUCGAGGUGGAGAUUAAGGACAGACCCAGUAGGUAGAGAAACAUGGCACUACUUAUCUCCAGAGGAAAUAGCGAAGGAACCACAAUCAACGUAUGUUCAAUGGCUCCUUAAAUCAAAUGAUUUUGUCCCCCCAUCUGCUACCACAAUCAAAACUCCAACCGAAGCUUUAAAAAAGGGUGCUGAUUUUCUUGAACUUUUGCAAUUGGAAAACGGAAUAUUCCCUUGCCAGUACAAAGGGCCGAUGUUUAUGACAAUUGGAUAUGUGGCUGCAAACUACUUUAGCGGUACUCCUAUUCCCGAACCAUAUAAAGUAGAAAUGAUUAGGUACAUUGUCAACACCGCCAAUCCAGUGGAUGGUGGAUGGGGUUUACACUCUGUCGACAAAUCAACCUGCUUUGGAACAACUAUGAACUAUUUGUGUCUCCGGUUAUUGGGAAUAGGCCCAGACCAUCCAGUCAUGGUCAAAGCCAGAAAAACUUUACACCGUUUGGGGGGCGCAAUAAGAAAUCCACACUGGGGCAAGGCAUGGUUGGCAGUUUUGAACUUAUAUGAUUGGGAAGGUGUUAAUCCUGCGCCCCCUGAAUUAUGGACCUUACCUUACAAUAUACCAAUUCAUCCUGGCAGAUGGUGGGUUCACACGAGAGCGAUAUAUUUACCAUUGGGGUAUUUGCUGGCAAACAAGGUCACUUGUAAACUAGAUUCAACAUUGGAAGAAAUAAGAAAUGAAAUUUAUUUACCCAAUCAAUUGCCGUACGAGUCAAUCAAUUUUGGAGCAAACAGAAACAAUGUUUGUGGUGUAGACUUAUACUAUCCCCACACCAAAAUACUCGAUUGUGCCAACUUUGUCUUGAGUAAGUGGGAGAAAUACCGCCCCAGCUGGUUAUUAAAUUGGGUUAAUAAAAGAGUGUACGAUUUGAUAGAGAAGGAAUAUCAAAAUACCGAUUAUUUGUGUAUUGCACCGGUUAGUUUCGCUAUGAACAUGGUCGUAACUUUCCAACGAGAGGGCCCUCAUUCUAGAAACUUCCUUGAAUUACAAAAUAGAAUGAAUGAUGUAUUAUUCCAUGGACCUCAAGGUAUGACAGUGAUGGGUACUAAUGGGGUGCAGGUUUGGGAUGCUGCAUUCAUGGUUCAAUACUUUUUCAUGAGCGGUUUGGUUGAUGAUGAAAAGUAUCACGAAAUGAUAAAAAGGUCUUAUCUUUUCUUGGUUCGAUCACAAUUUACAGAAAAUUGUGUUGAAGGAAGCUUCAGAGACAGAAGAAAAGGUGCUUGGCCCUUCAGUACCAAGGACCAGGGAUAUACAGUAAGUGAUUGCACCGCGGAAGCUAUGAAGGCGAUAAUAAUGGUUAGAAACGACAAAAGAUUUGCGGAUAUUAGAGACGUGAUCAAAGAUGAAGACCUUUACGAGGCAGUUGAAGUUUUGUUGCAAAUACAAAAUGUUGGCGAUUGGGAAUACGGCUCCUUCUCUACAUACGAGGGAAUCAAAUCUACAGUUUUAUUGGAGAAAUUGAAUCCUGCCGAAGUGUUUAACAACAUCAUGGUGGAAUACCCAUAUGUCGAAUGUACAGACUCGUCAGUCUUGGGUCUAACCUACUUUCACAAGCAUUAUCCAGACUACAAACCAAAAGUAAUCCAAAAUGCUAUUGAUAGUGCGAUACAGUAUAUUAAGGGAGCACAAAGCGAAAUAGAUGGAUCAUGGUAUGGCUGUUGGGGAAUUUGUUACACUUAUGCAUCAAUGUUUGCACUUGAAGCAUUCAACAGCGUGGGAUUAAAUUAUUCAAAUUCAGAUUCAGUUAAAAAGGGUUGUGAUUUCCUUAUAUCCAAACAAUUGAAAGAUGGUGGGUGGUCAGAAUCAAUGAAAUCAUGCGAGACUCAUACGUAUGUAAAUGGAGAAAAAUCGCUAGUAGUCCAGACAGCAUGGGCAUUAAUUGGACUAAUCUUGGCCGAUUAUCCAGAUGAAGAACCAAUUCGUAAUGGAAUCAAGUUGCUCAUGGACCGUCAAUUGCCAACUGGUGAAUGGAAGUUUGAAGAUGUUGAAGGUGUUUUUAAUCAUAGCUGUGCAAUAGAGUACCCUUCAUAUAGGUUCUUAUUCCCCAUCAAGGCGUUAGGGUUGUAUGUGAAAAGAAUAAAGGGUAACAAAUAG
Lodderomyces orthopsilosis Co 90-125 is the source of this 2181-nucleotide messenger RNA. It is a transcript of the gene ERG7, whose product is annotated as lanosterol synthase. Gene Ontology annotation, biological process: ergosterol biosynthetic process; triterpenoid biosynthetic process. The coding region runs from base 1 to 2181 and encodes 726 amino acids. The transcript has a single exon. Gene Ontology annotation, molecular function: lanosterol synthase activity. The record is from RefSeq and is a predicted model, not a curated record. NCBI's taxonomy places the organism in Eukaryota, Fungi, Ascomycota, Pichiomycetes, Serinales, Debaryomycetaceae. Gene Ontology annotation, cellular component: lipid droplet.